UUCAGUGAACUGUACACAGCAUACGCAAUUAUGCAAAUAUUUUAAGGUCACGCAAUGUGGGCAAGGCUCUGGUUUCGUUAUUCAGUUACUCUAUACCCCUACAUCAACAUACGGCAUUGAAAUACGAGCUGCGCGACUGUUAAAACAAACGACAAUCAAUCAAUGGUAAUCGUAACCCGAUACUUAUACCUGCAGUAUUUUUUAUCUUUAAUACGGUUACACAGUCACACACUCACAGGAAAACGCGAGCAAAGUAUUCAGAGCAUUUGCAUUAUUGUCAUCGCGUGCGUGUUUUCGAAAAGUCGCGCAAACAUCUGCUAACCUAUAUACCCUAGAAAGCAAACAGUAGCGGCGCAAGUUUAUGGCGAAACAAGUGCGGCCGCCGCGGUGGUUUGAUCGAUAAAGGAGUGAAAAAGAUGAAAGUAAAACUGGAAGGUGCGUGUUCUCGAACGGCGGGGUAGGCAACAUUACUCACAGUCGCCGCACACCGCACACGGCCGCUGUGCUCGCCGCAGUGUGAAUUGUAAUCAAGCGGAAUCCCAUUUCCUAGUUACUAUAGCAAUAGUAGACCAGUCGGACUGGUAGAUAUUAUGCAUGGGAAGCUACACGAUUUACAUUUACUGCUGCCGCGAGUAGGGAAGAGUAGUGUGUAGUGCGCGCGGAGUGUGCAUCAGUGCGCGGUAUGUCAGUGUCGCGAUAAUAUUAUAAACACACGCUGAUUGCGAUCCAGUGCGGCGAUUGUGCAAGUGUUUACAUCCGAUGUGCUGGCGUGAUCUCUUUCGGCGGAGAUGAUUUAUAUCACAUAAUAUGAGCGAGAGGAAGUUCGCGAAGGGCUUGUCCAAGCCGGGCACGGCCGCCCAGCUGAGGGAGACCGUGUCGCAAGUGGUUCGCGAAACAACCGUUCAGAGUAAACCGCAGUUUGUGGAGCCUUUGGACUUUGAGAAUUUUAUUCAGAAGAAUAAAACUGUUCUGCAGAAUGAUCCUCAGCGGGAGUUGCUCAUGUAUCCACAGGAUGACAUAUCGCAAGUGGUUGUGCCAAGAAAGUUCCGAACGCUGAAACAGACCAUCCCCGACACGCAACACUGUAAUCUCUUCACCAAACAAUGCAUACUCACGUAUUCACAGGACUGGAAUGUUGUUCACUACAAGUACAACGGUUAUUCGGGCAGUUAUGUGGACCUACCGAAUGCCAAGGCGUUAGAAGGUCUUCAGGAAGACUAUUUCGAGAUAGAUUUAGAGGCGGAUGCGCACUGUGACACGAAAAAACCCGCUGAUUGCAUCACAAAAGAAGGAUAUCUCAUGAAGGGACCAGAAAUUGGCUCAGAGCGCAUGUUUGCGCACAUAGGCUCCAAGAGUUUCAAGCGUAGGUAUUGUUAUCUUCGCCAGGAAGUCGAUGGCACUUAUAUGUUGGAGAUUUACAAAGAUGAGAAGAAAGGCGAGGCUAAAGUUACGAUUGUUAUGGAUUUUUGUAAAGAUGUAGUGAAGAAUUCGCGCAAAGGACGAUUUUGUUUCGAUUUGUUGAUGACGGGUGGACAUAAGGGGUAUGUUCUUGCAGCGGAGAACGAGAAUGACUAUCAUGAUUGGUUGACGAAGUUAAGUUCAGUUAUUCAACAGAAUAUUCAAGAAGAAAAGAGAUCUGCAUCGUUAGAACGAGAUCGUUCAUCUCCUCCACCACAACCACCAAUCUCAAGUUAUGGUACUCUCAAAGGAUUGGAACACAGCAUGAAUCCACAAUUAAUAAGAUACGCUCGUGAAACAGAUCUUUCGAUUGCGCAUGCGCGCAAGGAAAACCGUCGGCAACUAAUGCAGCUAUACCCGCAGAUUCAUUCCAAUUUAAAAUCGCAGACAUCUAGUCAGGAUAUAGUCGAACCCUACAAGGAAACUUUCGGGCAGCGAAUAUUUAUGCGUUGCGACUCGUUGAGAUUUAAGUUGCAGACUGUGCUUGAUGACGGUCAAGCGAAUCCAUGUCAAAUUGAACCGUACUAUACUACGCUGUGUUUAUAUGAUGCGCGGAACGGCGUUAAACUAACCGAGAAUUUUCAUUUUGAUCUUAAUGAUAGCACAGCGCGUGUUAUGAUUCCGAACGGGGUGAAAGCACCGGCAACUAGUGAAAUUGAUCUUCCUGAAAAGCUGCAUGAGUGGGUUUUGUAUCCUAGGCAGGCGUUGUUUAGCGUUACGAAUCCGCAUUGUGAUAUUUUUAUCGUCGUGCGCAUCGACAAGGUGCUGCAGGGUGGCGUUUGUCAAGCUUCCGAACCGUACAUCAAGCCUUCCAAGGAUCCGAAGAGCACUGGUAAGGUGCUCAAGACGAUUAUUUCUUGUUGCCAACGAUUGGUUAAGUACAGAAUGCCUUUUGCAUGGGCAGCCAAGCCUUUAUACAGGUUGUAUAGUAACGAAUUAGAUACUUCGAGUGAUUUUCCUGCCAUCUACAGACAGGAGAGCAACAAAAUGACUGAUGAAGAACUGUUGAGAUUACUCUCCGAGUACCGCAAACCCGACAAAUUCAGUAAACUGACUGUGAUACCCGGACACUUGAAAGUGAUAAUUGAACCGGUGGCGGAAUUGCCAAAUAAUUGUUUAAACACAUCCCUAGCACCAAUCAAACCGUUUCCAAUACCUCCGAAAGUCGAGCCCACACUGGAGGUGACCGAAUUCGAGCGCAAGCCCGACAACAACACCGAAGUGACCAUUCAUCCAUACACAACGUACGUGAAUCACCUGUACGUUUACCCACUUGUUCUACACUUUGACACGCAGAAGAUGUUUACGCGCGCGCGGAACAUCGCCUGCAUCGUUGAGCUGCGCGAUUCUGAUACUGAGGACGCAAAGGGUCUGCAAUGUAUUUACAGUCGUCCUGGACAUGCGCCGUUGGUAACUCAAGCAACUUGUGUUGUUUUGCAUCAUAACACCACGCCAACUUGGUAUGAAGAAAUUAAAAUUUGUUUGCCGAUUCAUUUACAAGAGAAGCACCAUCUUUUGUUUACGUUCUAUCAUGUCUCUUGUGAUGUGAACAAAAAACGCGAGACCAUUGAAAGUAAUGUUGGCUAUGCAUGGCUGCCUUUGCUGCAGAAGGGUAGAUUAUGUCUUGAAACUGAAGCGAUUUCGCAGACGAUAUCGCAAACCAUCGCGGUUGCUAGUCAUUUACCAGCGGGUUAUUUGAGUAUUCAACCGUUUGGACUUAAUAAAGGGCAGAAUUCCGGACCGGAUAUAACAUGGAUCGACGCACAACGACCGAUUUUCACCGUUUGUUUAAACCUGGUAUCAAGUGUGAACACACGUGAUAAACACUUGUUUAAUUUAUUCCUACACGCGGAAAAAUUGCUUGAUAUCAAACCAACUAACAUCCCCUCUGAUACAGAAACAUGUAAAGUUUUGAAAGCCCUGCAUGCGAUUGAUGCUACUUCACUCAUAGCUUACUUGCCUACACUGUUCAACCAACUGUUUGUUUUACUCGUGCGCACGACAAGCGAAGAAGUUGGGAUGAACAUCAUUCGUCUACUAAUUAAUUUAGUGAUGAUGGUGAUACACACUGCGCGCAGGAAGGAGGUGCUGCAAACAUAUGUGAAACACGUGUUUGUCACACCAGAGGGAAAGAAGAAUCAGACUGUGCAUGAAGAGAUGUGCAAGUAUUUGCCAGCGAUUCUCCAACCGAGCAACACGGAUUUUUUGGUUGUUAACUAUUUCAUGCAACAUUCGCAUUUCUUCUUGUUUGAAAUCAUCACGAAAAGCAUGGCACAGCAUUUACUUCGCAGUGGGAGGAUUAAAAUGCAUCGAAAUGAGAGAUUUCCGGCUGAAUAUCUCAAACAAAUCGAAGAUUUGAGUAAGGUUUUAGAAGAAUAUAUCUUUGAUAAACAUAAGGAGUAUCUACAAGAGGUUGCCGCGCUUAAUAUGAGUUUUGCUCAAUUUUUAAAGAAAUGUCUGUCGUUAAUGGACCGUGGCUUCGUGUUUAAAUUGAUAAACGCGUAUGUAAGUAGAUUCCAGCCGGGUGAGAGGUCUCUGCAAGAACUCAAGUAUUCUUUUUUGACCGUGAUAUGCAGUCAUGAGCAUUAUAUCGCGUUUAAUCUUCCUAUUUCUCAUACGAGUAUUAGCCCGAAGGCAAAGUCGCCUGAUUUUCUGCAAGAAUAUUGUCUUUCACAAGAAUUCUGCAGACAUCAUUUUAUCGUCUCGUUGCUUCUUCAAGAAGUGAAAACAUCGUUGAAUGAAUUAUCGAAUACGAGAAAAUUAGCACUGAGUACAUUGAGAGAUCUGAUUGCUAAGCAUGAAAUGGAUGAUCGGUAUCAGACCAAGGGACAAAUGUCUCGAAUUGCGCUGAUUUACGUACCUUGGUUGAAUAUUGUUUUGGAUAACAUGCAUCGCUUGAUUGCUGAUGACAAAAUGGAGGAGUGCAGUUUGGCAGGCAAUCGAAUAUCAACUUCUAGUAGUUAUUUGUUCAAGAGUUCGGUGAGUGACACACCGAGUCGGCAUAGAUACACUUUGCAUUUCUCGGAUAGCCCAAUGCACAUUCAGAAUUCGGCGUUUUUUGAUGCGAUAGCAGGACAAUCUAUAAUGAAUGGUCAUAGUUCAAUGAGUCUUGAAUCUGACUUAUCAACUUUGUCUGGCGGCGACAACGCGUCUAUAAUCUCACAGGAAACCACAAUUGUGCGUGAAGAUAAAACAAACGGCAAGAAGCACACACGUGCUGUAAGUGUCACGCAUUCAAACCACAUACCUCGUUACGAUAAACUACAGACACCGGAAGUAAAAGAGGUGCUUUUGGUGUUUCUAUUUGUGGUAAAAUAUCUCAGCGAGAAUCAAAUUAUCUCCUGGUGGCAGAAAUCUUUAGAUGCUGAUGUUGUGAAUUUUUUCACCACAUUGGAAAUUGCAUUACAUACAUUUAAAUAUGUUGGAAAGCGUAAUAUUAAUUUACUGCCAACACCACGUCACGAGUUUAAACCAAAGUCAACUAAAGCGCACACAUUACCCGCCCGCAUGAACCCUGCCGAGAUGAAUAAUCAUGAAAACACCGGCACUCUAGUGAUACAUACAAGAGAAACCAGAGAAAAUUUAGUCAUCUCUGAAAAUGAGGAGCAUAAAAAGAACCAAGCGAUUUUAGAACAAAGUUUAGCAACUGAAGCCGGUUUGAUUAUCCUAGACCUAAUGGGACUCUACUUUCAACACUUUCGUAGUAAUUUACUGCAAGCCGAGGGGAAUAAUGCGAUUAUGCGCAAGGUGUUUGACAUCUACAUGACUUUCCUGGAACUUGGACAAGGCGAAUCGCUGUACAAGCAUGUUUUUGCCUCGCUGCGUUCAUUUAUCAACAAUUAUUCAUCGGUUUUGUUCCAAGGUAAUGCGAUUCUGUGUGGUCGUUUGUGCUACGAAUUACUGCGAAGCUGCAACAGUCGUCUGGCAUCCGUUCGGCAGGAAUCCUGCGCUGUUUUGUAUCUCCUCAUGCGCUCGAACUUUGAGUUCACCGGACGUAAAGCACUCACGCGCGUGCAUCUGCAAGUUAUCAUUUCUGUCUCGCAAAUCUUGGGCAAUAUUAUCGGUUUGAAUAAUUCGCGCUUUCAAGAGAGUUUGUCUAUUGUGAACAGUUAUGCUACGAGUGAUAAAGCUAUGAAAGGCACGGGAUUUCCUCUGGAAGUAAAAGAUCUUACCAAGCGUAUACGAACUGUUUUGAUGGCGACCGUUCAAAUGAAGGAGCAUCAUAAUGAUCCUGAAAUGUUGGUAGAUUUACAACAUUCACUUGCUAAUUCAUAUGCUUCGACGCCUGAACUUCGUCAUACUUGGUUGGAGAAUAUGACGCGGAAUCACGUUCGUGAUGGUAAUUAUUCAGAAGCUUCUUGGUGCCAAUUGCAUAUUGCUGCGCUGAUGGCUGAAUAUCUCAAACUGAAGAAGAUUCAGGAUUGGGGAGCGGAAGUUUUCGAUAAAAUCUCGUCUAAUAUUAGUCGUGAUGAACGAGGACUUAAGUUGGAUAUUGGCGUACAGGAUGUGCAGUAUUCAGAGUAUACUCUUCUGGAAAAGUUGGAGACUUGUAUUGAUUUCAUUGAUCGAUCUGAGCGGUAUGAAUUGCUUGGAGAGUUAUAUAAGUUGAUUAUUCCUAUGUAUGAAAAGAAGAGAAACUAUCAAAAGUUGCAAGAGUGUUAUACUAAAUUGUCGGUGAAUUACGGUAAAGUUAUUGAAACUAUUCGAUCGUGCAAACGUUUAUUGGGGAGAUUUUAUCGUGUGGGGUUGUAUGGGCAAGCAUUUUUUGAAGAUGACAGUGGUACAGAGUAUAUUUAUAAAGAACCAAAGGUGACUGCUUUGGGUGAGAUUUCAGAGAGAUUACAAAAACAAUAUUGUCUUAAGUUUGGACAAGAAUCUGUUAAAAUGAUACAAGAUUCAAUUCCUAUUGAUGCAACUCAACUAGAUCCUAAGUUUGCUUACAUUCAAGUAACGCAUGUGAUACCGUACUUUGAAAAAUGCGAGCUUGAAGAUCGCCAGACGGAGUUUGAGCAGAAUCAUGACAUUAAUUGUUUUAUGUUUGAGACACCGUUCACCAAAGAAGGUAAAGCACGCGGUAACCCAGAGGAACAAUGGAAGAGACGAACAAUGGUUACAACGGAAUAUUCGUUUCCAUAUGUUACGAAGCGCAUAAAAAUUGUGAGCAAACGUUCAAUUGAAUUAUCACCAAUUGAGGUGGCAAUUGAUGAAAUGCAGCAUCGAGUUAACGAACUGGAAGAUGUUGUGUUUUCGACGCAUACAGAUGCCAAACGAUUACAACUUGUUCUGCAAGGCAGUGUUUAUGUGCAAGUAAAUGCUGGACCAUUAGCAUAUGCCAGUGCUUUUCUUGAUCCAGUACUAAUUCCAAUAUAUCCUGAUGACAAAGUUGAAGAACUUAAAGAUAUUUACAGGGAAUUUAUAAAAAUUUGCUACUCUGCUCUACAACUAAAUAGCAAAAUUAUAUCGCAUGAUCAACGUGAGUACCAAGAGGUUUUGUGCAGCAACUACAAGAAACUAUGCGCCGAGUUGUCGCAUCUUUUCGGUGAGGCAUUAUGGCCGCACGACGAAACGGGCAGCUUUAAACGGAAUAGUAUGUUCAGUCCUGUGAGCGGCGCUUCGCUAAACUCGAGCACAGCGUAAGGAAAAGUAACUAAUACGUAAAGACGAGGUGGCUUUAUACACGUGAAUGAUUUGAUAUUUUAUCGAUGUUGAAAUUGGUUUUGUUUUGAAUUUAUUGAGGUUGAUCAUUAUUAUGAAGUAGGUAAUUUUAUGCUUGAUGUCAUAUAUAUGUACUCUGAGAAGUUUAUUACUCAUUCUUGUCUCGAAAUUAUAUUCGGUGUAGCUAAAAGUCCAUUUUGGAACGUUCUAACCAAAUUUGUGUCAUUUUUAACCUAUAAUGGCAACUUUUGGAUCAAUAUACACAAGUACUAUCACUUUACUCAUGAUCAAAGUACUCGCGAUAAUAAAAGCCUUAUAUAACGGUUUUGAUAUGCACUUAUGAGCUAUAUUGCUCACAAAUCAAACUUUUUACAGGCACCGUUUUUGUAACAAUGUGCGUAUCAUUCAGGUACACAUGAACAACUCGAAUCCAAUGUUUUGAUAAUAUUUACAUGUAGAUUGUCUUUGCAAGACGCUCAAUUUUCUCAUAGAUCACGAAACUAGCGAAUUCUCGAUUCUCGGAUAUUCUGGUACAAAUUCGAAUUGUAAGCGAAUUAAUUUAUAUUCUUUUCAUAAUUUAGGUAAAUCGAAUGUUGUAAUCAACCAACUGUAGGAAAAUUUACUAGCGAACGUAGUAAUUCAUGUUGCGCGUGACGCUUUUUCUAACAAUUUGCAUUUUUUGUAUUUCGAUUUUGGGCUGUGAACAGAAAUCACUUCGCAUACACAACCACAACCUACUUGAUAACAACCAUUGUUUCGAUGUUGUGUUAUUUUCCAGUGCAUGCUACACGCUAGGCCAUGACUCGGUCACUUGAUUUUGGAAGCAAAUUUCUUUAUUUUUUUAUUUGUAGAAAGUAGGCAGGAAGAGGCAGGGAUGUUAAAGCCAAUGUUAUAUUUCUAACAAUAGCGACGCCAUUUGUUGUAUUCGUUUAUUUAUUAAAAACUGUAUUAUCUAUAUACAUAUUAGGUAUUUCGGUACAUUUGUAAAUAUUUAUAUAUUGGAUGCAAUAAAUGUUAAUUUAUAGAA
This is a messenger RNA of Dalotia coriaria, 8140 nucleotides long. RefSeq names its product dedicator of cytokinesis protein Ziz (gene Ziz). Gene Ontology annotation, molecular function: guanyl-nucleotide exchange factor activity. The record is from RefSeq and is a predicted model, not a curated record. Lineage: Eukaryota; Metazoa; Arthropoda; Insecta; Coleoptera; Staphylinidae. The transcript has 14 exons. Gene Ontology annotation, biological process: positive regulation of GTPase activity; small GTPase-mediated signal transduction. The coding region runs from base 808 to 7095 and encodes 2095 amino acids.